Messenger RNA from Solanum dulcamara, 1080 nucleotides. RefSeq names its product WAT1-related protein At3g18200. NCBI's taxonomy places the organism in Eukaryota, Viridiplantae, Streptophyta, Magnoliopsida, Solanales, Solanaceae. Gene Ontology annotation, cellular component: plasma membrane. Gene Ontology annotation, molecular function: transmembrane transporter activity. The transcript is spliced from 7 exons. Bases 1 to 1080 code for a protein of 359 amino acids. The record is from RefSeq and is a predicted model, not a curated record.
AUGGAACCAAAAAGUGGCAUUUCUGGAAAAGUGAAACUUCUUAUAGCAUUGCUUGUUUUGCAAUUAUGCUUUGCAGGAUUUCAUAUAGUUUCAAGACUUGCACUUAAUAUUGGUGUCAGCAAAAUUGUGUAUCCAGUUUAUAGAAAUAUUAUUGCAUUGGUUUUGUUAGGACCCUUUGCUUAUUUCUUGGAAAAGAAGGAAAGACCACCACUCACAUUCUCUCUAUUGGUUCAAUUUUUCUUCCUUGCAUUAAUAGGAAUCACAGCAAACCAGGGAUUUUAUAUCUUAGGGUUGUAUUAUGCAUCCCCAACCUUUGCUUCAGCAAUGCAAAACUCAGUUCCUGCUAUUACUUUUAUCAUGUCUUCUAUUCUAAGGCUAGAAAGAGUUCAUUUUAUGAGGAGAGAUGGAAUGGCUAAAAUUCUGGGAACCAUAGCAAGUGUUGGAGGAGCCACAGUUAUUACUCUUUACAAGGGCCCUCCUCUGUUAAGAGGAAGCAGUUUUUCUGAAGAAGAAAUGGCUGCUUCUCAGGAGGCCAUGCUGAAUUGGACAUGGGGUUGUGUUUAUUUGCUUGCUCAAUGCUUAUCAUGGGCUGGUUGGAUGGUUCUUCAGGCCCCUAUGUUGAAGAAGUACCCAGCCAAGCUAUCACUUACCUCAUUUACAUUCUUCUUUGGAUUAAUCCAGUUCCUAGCUAUAGCAGCUUUUACAGAAAGGGAUCUAACACGUUGGAAGAUCCAGUCUGGAGAGGAAAUUCUUCUGAUUUUAUAUGCUGGUAUUAUCUCUUCUGGAAUAGUCAUUUCUCUCCAGACUUGGUGCAUUCAGAAAGGAGGACCAGUUUAUGUUGCCACAUUCCAGCCUGUGCAAACAGUAUUAGUUGCUGUCAUGGCUUUUGUAAUUCUUGGUGAUCAGUUGUACUCUGGAGGGAUACUUGGAGGGCUUUUGAUUACGGUUGGUCUUUACCUAGUUUUGUGGGGUAAAAAAGAAGAGAAAAGAAUUGUCAAUAAUGAAGGGACAACAUUGAAAAAACACCUUCUAGCUCCCAACAGCAAGGAUGAAUCCUCUGUUGGACCUGAUAUUUGCUAA